UUUAUUUUUUAUAAUCAAACAUGUAAAACAUGCGCCAUUUGUUUGGGACAACACCCAUCCCAAGUAUGCGUAUAAGGCGAAAAAGGCGAAAUUCUGGUCGCUGCUUGCAGAGAAGGUAAAUGCACACGGUGGCUUCUUCUCAACCACACCAAUUACAAAGGAGGCGCUGCAAAAGAAAUGGACAAAUAUGAAGACAUACUAUUUGUUCGAGGAGAGCAAAUCGCGAAGAAUCGGUGCCGAUGCGGAUAAUUUCAGCACAACUUGGAGAUUUCGAUCAACAUUGGCCUUUUUAAGCACAACGCUGGAUGCACCGGCAUCAAGUCGACCAAAUGCAAGUGAAAGCAGUUUUGAUUGUCUGUCCGAGGAUGAUCCACUGGCUACCCAAGAUUGCAUCCAGCCAGCCAAUAUGGGCAUAAAAACCGAAGAGCCUUCGGUAGAGGAUUCGCCAACAUCGAAUGAAAUUGAAGAUGAAUCCUUGCCACCAGUAAGAAAACGUAGUAAGGAAUCCAAAGGCAUGGAGCUGCGAACUACAAGGAUUGCCCAUCGAACAAAUUUCUAUCAUUAUGGCAUGACGGUUGCCCAGGAUCUGGAUCAACUGGAUGAGGACUUUAAAAUUGAUGCCAAGCUAGAAAUAAUGCAAAUUAUUGCCAAAUACAAAAGAGAACAAUACUUGAAUCAAAGCAACAGCUAAAAAUAAAACUAAAUUUGUAUAUAUAUCUA
This is a messenger RNA of Drosophila grimshawi, 720 nucleotides long. RefSeq lists its product as uncharacterized. The coding region runs from base 188 to 691 and encodes 167 amino acids. NCBI's taxonomy places the organism in Eukaryota, Metazoa, Arthropoda, Insecta, Diptera, Drosophilidae. The record is from RefSeq and is a predicted model, not a curated record. The transcript has 2 exons.